Messenger RNA from Protopterus annectens (West African lungfish), 3910 nucleotides. RefSeq names its product cell division cycle 23 (gene CDC23). Gene Ontology annotation, molecular function: protein binding. The record is from RefSeq and is a predicted model, not a curated record. Gene Ontology annotation, cellular component: anaphase-promoting complex. Lineage: Eukaryota; Metazoa; Chordata; Ceratodontiformes; Protopteridae. Gene Ontology annotation, biological process: cell division.
GCUCAUUGUCGUCAUGAGUGGGCUAGUUAGGGCUACGUCACGAGCCAUUGAUUGGUCAGGGUUAUAUUGUUGAAAGAUGGCGGUCACAAGCGGUGUAUUUGGAGAUCUAAAAGAAAUCAAAAAGCAGCUUUUAAGCAUUGUGUGGUUAUGUCGAGAGCGGGGUUUAACACACAGUGUGAAAUGGGCCUCGGAAUUGGCAUAUGCACUAGAUCCUCUUCCUAUGAAUGAGCUGCCCUCACCUUCUGCUUUCACUGAGGCUGAUGCUCGGGAUCUGGAUGCAUACACUCUUGCGAAGUCUUACUUUGAUCUGAAGGAGUACGAUCGUGCUGCCUACUUCCUGCGAGAAUGCAAGAGUUCAAAGGCUUAUUUCCUUUACAUGUACUCGAGAUACCUGUCUGGAGAAAAGAAGAAAGAUGAUGAGACAGUGGAUAGUCUAGGUCCUUUGGAGAAAGGCCAGGUGAAAAAUGAGUCUCUAAGGGAACUGAGGGUAGAGAUGAGCAAGAAACACAAAGCCAGGGAGCUUGAUGGAUUUGGACUUUACCUGUAUCUAAAAUCCCUGUCUCUGCCAGAUACCUGGAUGAAGGAAUUUUUUUUGGCCCAUAUUUAUACAGAGUUGCAGCUUAUUGAAGAGGCCUUGCAGAAGUACCAGAGUUUGAUUGAUGCAGGAUUUUCCAAAAGCACCUACAUCAUGUCUCAGAUCGCUGUUGCCUAUCAUAAUAUUAGAGAUAUUGACAAAGCUUUGUCCAUCUUCAAUGAGCUGAGAAAACAAGAUCCAUACCGAAUCGAGAAUAUGGACACUUUCUCCAAUCUGCUUUAUGUCCGGAGUAUGAAACCUGAAUUGAGCUACCUGGCUCACAACUUGUGUGAAAUUGACAAGUAUCGGGUGGAGACCUGCUGUGUCAUUGGUAACUACUACAGCCUCAGAUCCCAGCAUGAGAAGGCCGCACUGUACUUCCAGCGAGCUUUAAAGCUAAAUCCUCGCUACCUGGGAGCCUGGACCCUGAUGGGACACGAAUACAUGGAAAUGAAAAACACAUCGGCUGCAAUACAAGCAUACAGACCCAAUGACUCACGGAUGCUUGUAGCUUUAGGAGAGUGCUAUGAGAAACUGAACCAAUUGGUUGAAGCCACAAAGUGUUACUGGAGAGCUUAUGCAGUUGGUGAUGUGGAGAAAAUGGCAUUGGUAAAACUAGCCAAACUCCAUGAACAGCUGAAUGAGUAUGAAGAAGCUGCCCAGUGCUACAUCAAGUAUGUUCAAGACAUUUGUUCUUGUGGGGAGAUAGUUGAUCACCAUGAACUGGGUACGGCAUUCCGAUACUUAGCACAGUACUACUUUAGACGGCAGCUCUGGGAUGAAGCCUCUGCUUGUGCACAGAAAUGCUGUGAUUUCAAUGAUACUCGAGAAGAGGGUAAGGCACUCCUGAGACAAAUCUCUCAACUUCGCAGCCAGGGUGAGACCCCAGCAGCAGAUAUGAAUGUUCCUUUCUUUUUAUCUGCCCCAUUAUCUGCUAACAAUACCCCUGUUCGCAGAGUUUUGCCUCUCAACUUAUCGUCUGUCACACCUUAGCACUCCAAACUAUGGAUGCAGAAGACGCUUGAAAAACAGAUUUGGACUGCUGCUUUGUGCAAGGACAGUAAUAUAUCAGCUCAUCUUUUGUUAAAUAUAGUUUACUUCUAGCUGGUUGGUGUGUUUUCCAGAUACAAACACACACUGGAAGAGUAAAGCUUAUCUGCUGCAGUGAUUAUGGUUUUCUGCUAACAAUGACUGUGCCACCUUUUGUGGUUGGAUUGUGAACAGACAUCUUUUUAUAAACUGCUCAAGGUGUCUGCCAUUUCCAGUACUAUUAGACUCAGAAUCUUGUGUUUUACUGCCCUGGAUGAUGACAGUAUUUCUUUCACUGGUAGGGACUGAAAUGUGAUGGUCCAGUGACUGCUGAACUGUAAGAAUGCAGUCUGUUUUCUUCAAUUUCUUCUACAAAGCACAAAGAAAAGGAAGUUAUUUAGUGUUGUCAUAUUGUAACUAAAGAUAAAAAUGUGGUAGCUGUUCUGUAAAAUAUAUUAUUAUAUUUCCUUCUGGAAAAGACAUUUGGACGAAUAUUUGCAUUAUCCAGAAUCACUGCUUAGAUUGUCAUUUUACUGCCUACCGUUUUUGUUUAAAGCCAUAAAGUGAGUUUUGAUUACUGCAUCAGGAGCACUUCCUGUAGAAUUUUGUAAAGGGGAGUUGGUGUCCAUUGUCAGUCAGUUCUGUUUUGCCGUACUGGUCUUAGAGAAUGUACUUAUAUACACCCUCUUUGAAUGUGUGCUGUUAAGGAAGUUCAUAGUCUUACUUUUAGGCAUUUUGUUACAAAUUAAUGAUGUGCUGUAUCCCCGCUUUGUAGACUGCUCUUAUUGAGUGGUACCUUUUUUCUGUUUUCUUAGUUCAAAAGUGGACUACGAUCUUGCUUAAUAUCACUUUGGGGUGGGGGGACUAUUUCCAUUAACAGGUUACACAAAUCUUGCCCUCUUGUACAGCUGAUGGUGAUUUUUCUUCUUCUGCCUAGCCUGUAUAUUUUGUGAUUGCUUGGGCUUCAUUGUAGACUUUGCUGGUCUUUAUGCAUGUACCACACACAUCCAUGCUUUGCUGCCCUGGAGCACCAUAAUUGUAGAAGCCUUUACAUCUUCCAUCUACCAGGAGUCACUAGUGCUUUGUUUUUAGUAGGUGGGGGAGCAGUCAGCAGCUUACUGUCAUCUAGUGUCCCUGAUGUCAUAUGCAGAACUCCAUCCUUCUGCACCAUCAAGCCAGUUGUACUCUGACGGCUGCCCAUUUUCUGUAGAGUGUUCAUCUAUUGCGAGUUUUAUUUAUUUAUUUAUUUUAUUUUUUGCUGCUGUUGGUAAACACAUUUUGGGCAGACCUCUCUUACUGGUAAGGUUACUGUACCUUCCCUCUCUGCUAACCUGUAUGUGUUCUUCACUGUGCUUCUGUAAGUGGAUAUGCUGCAUGUAUACAGUUUCCCAUGUAGAUGCUUGAGUUCAAAAAUGUCAAAAGUAACCAAUUCAAGACAGGGGAGUUAAUCUAGUGGUCAAUCACAGUGAAAUGGCAUUACCUUUACUUUACGUACAUCUUUAGAGUGAGAUGAAGUAAGAAGAGUGCAACAACAUUGUUUUGUAAUUAGCUUGAUGCCAUUUUUUUCAAACUUCUAGUUUAUGAAUAUGAAACAUGUCUGUACACUUCCUUAUGGAUGUACCGCAGGUCUGUUUUCUUCAUUGCACUGAUCACUUGACACGUUAUUGUUUUUAAUGGACAUGUUGCUUGUUUGUAUUAUGUAGUGUAGUAGGCUUUAUGGACAUACUACAUACCUUUCCCCUUCACAGUAGCUGUUUAUUGAUUUGUUGCAGGCCUUGUACCAUCAGUGAACUACAGUUGAUGGACAUGCUUCAUGUGUGCAUUUCACAGUAUUGGUGUUGACAGAUGUGCUGCAUGCUUGUGCUGUUUUUGAAAAUGCUACCUUAUCUUUAUUUCCUGCAAACUUUACUUCAUUGGUGGUCCUGAACUUUUCUUUAAAUGUUUUUUUUUUUUUUCAAUUUUAUUUGCCCAUUUUAUUAAGUUAUACAAGGUUUCUCGGUCAUGACAACUUUCACAAAGAACAUGCAUCAGAUAUGUAUGUUCAGAGUUUACUUUUAACAUGAUUAAAAUCCUUAAAGUUGUAGACAUUAAACAUGAUACUGACUGUAGAAUUGCAGUUGUUAGCAGUCGAGAUGUGACUAUGUUCUGUAAUCUAAUGCUUUUCCCCUUUGAAGGAGGAAGCUUACAGUAAGAUGUUAAUACCUACCUGAUAAUCUCCUAAUCUUAUCUUAAUCAAUCUCAAAAAUGGUAUUACCACUGUCAAAUGUCAUUCAACGAGUAUAUGCAGAUAAAAAAACUCAAGAGUCA